Cervus elaphus (red deer) is the source of this 1038-nucleotide messenger RNA. RefSeq names its product GLIPR1 like 2 (gene GLIPR1L2). The coding region runs from base 1 to 1038 and encodes 345 amino acids. NCBI's taxonomy places the organism in Eukaryota, Metazoa, Chordata, Mammalia, Artiodactyla, Cervidae. The record is from RefSeq and is a predicted model, not a curated record. The transcript is spliced from 6 exons.
AUGGCGGCCCUGCGCUUCUCCGUGGAGUGGUACGCCCGAUGGUUUCCUUUGACGCAGACGGGCAUUUGGAAGGUGUGGCUAUGUGAGUUCUGGCUGCUACUGCUGGGUUCCGGUUUGAACGCGAAUCUUUUGCCUGACGAGGAGGACGUAAGGUUUAUCAAUGAGUACGUGAACCUCCACAAUGAGGUCCGGGGCAACGUCUUGCCCCGAGCGGCUAACAUGCGCUUCAUGACUUGGGAUGUAGCUUUGUCACGGACUGCUAGAGCAUGGGGGAAAAAAUGUGUGUUUGAGCGUAAUACUCAUUUAGAAGAACUAUAUAUGGCCCAUCCUAAAUUUAAUGGUAUUGGUGAAAAUAUAUGGGUCGGCCCUGAAAAUGAAUUUACUGCAAGUAUUGCUAUCAGAAGUUGGUUUGAGCAGAGGAAAAAGUACGAUUUUGAAAGGAACAGUUGCUCUGAUAACUGUUCUAACUAUCUACAGCUUGUUUGGGACAGGUCUUACAAAGUUGGUUGUGCUGUUACUCUAUGUUCAAGUAUUGGACGCAUUAAACAGGCAGCACUUUUCAUAUGCAACUAUGCACCGGGAGGAGGUCUGUCAAGAAGGCCUUAUCAACGAGGAUUAAUGUGUUCUCAAUGUGACGGCUAUGACAGAUGCACAGAUUUUCUAUGCAGCAAUGCAGAUCGUGACCAAGCCAUAUAUUACCGAUAUUGGUAUCCAAGAUGGGAAGUACCCCGGCCAAUUGUGUGUGAUCCACUGUGCUUAUUGGUUUUAUUAGUGAGAAUGCUGUGUUUUUCACUCAGUGCCACAAUUGUCUUGAUAAUACAGUCUUAUUUUCCAAAUAUAUUAGUGGAAGAAGAGAUGGUUUUUACCCCUGUGGAAACUGGGUCAGCAAAAGAGGGGGGAAAGAAAGAGAAGGAGGUGGAGGAGGAGGAGCAGGAAGAGGAGGAAGAGGAGGAGGAGGAGGAGGAGGAGGAGGAGGGGGGCGGAGAGGAGAGGGAAGAAGAGGAAGAGGAGGAGGAGGAGGAAAAAGAGGAGGGAUAA